AUGAUUACCGUCGAUCCGGAUCUAGCGAGCCCGUUUACAAUUGAAGAACCACAAUGGAAUCCAGACAAAUCUUGCAGCCACUGUCAAAACAUAGAGUGUCAGAUAAAAUUUGACAUCUUGAAAAGAAAGCACCACUGCCGAAGAUGUGGCAGAUGUUUCUGUGACAAAUGUUGCAACAGCAUGGUGGCCUUGCCCCGGAUGUGCUUUAUUGACCCAGUCAGACACUGCAAGAUGUGUGCCCUUGUUUCCAAGAAGGAGAGCGAGUUCUUUGAAAAACAGUUGAAAAUCUUGAUUGAUGGAGGAGAUUUCCAAUUACACACAGAUUUUGAUCAAGAUAGCAGUGACUCUAGUAUUUUACCUGGCAAAACAUUCAGUUGCUUUCUCUCACCUGAUCACAGGUACCUACAGUUUGAUGGAGAAAUGCAGGAGAAUAUCCUAGUUCAGAAGAUUGAAUCAGUGCAAGUGGCAGGAGUCGAGCUGGAUCAGCAAGGUAACCGUGUAGGAAAUGGAAUCUGUAUCCAGUACAGUGACUGUGUAGGCAAGUUUAUGAUUCUGAAAAUGAAUGUUGAUAAAACAUCCUCUCGAAAGGAGCAGAGCAUGAAUUGGGUGACGGCGAUGCUAAAGGCAUUCAGACUUCUUCAAGAGUCUCGGAAAUGA
This is a messenger RNA of Candidula unifasciata, 657 nucleotides long. Lineage: Eukaryota; Metazoa; Mollusca; Gastropoda; Stylommatophora; Geomitridae. The record is from the annotation of a GenBank genome assembly.